This is a messenger RNA of Aspergillus heteromorphus CBS 117.55, 1616 nucleotides long. RefSeq names its product cupredoxin domain-containing protein. The transcript has 5 exons. The record is from RefSeq and is a predicted model, not a curated record. Bases 144 to 1436 code for a protein of 430 amino acids. Lineage: Eukaryota; Fungi; Ascomycota; Eurotiomycetes; Eurotiales; Aspergillaceae.
CUUUGUGAUCGGGCAAAAACCUCAUCGAGAAUUUUCCUCCCGAGCACCACCACCAUCCACCAACCAAACCACCAAGGAACCUGACAACUACACCCAUCGAUCAAUCGCUCGCAGAAAGCAAAUCAGCUACAGAUGUUCGGACGAUGAAAAUGGUCUUCCUCCCCCAGCUUCUCGUCUGGACGACGAUCCUAUCCUCCGCGGCCGCCCAAUCCACCACAUACGCCUCCGCGAUCACCCCCACAUCAGGCGGAGCAGCAACACACACCAUCAAGGUCGGCUCGAAGGAGUACCCGCAUGGAUACAGCCCUCGCAAUAUCACCGCUGCGGUUGGCGAUGUCGUCGUUUUCGAGUUCUAUCCGACGAAUCACUCCGUCGUGAAGGCCGAUUAUAUGGCGCCGUGUGUGCCUGCCGACGGGGCGUUUUUCUAUUCGGGCAUCUUUGAUAGUUAUAAUGAGAAGAAUGGACAGUUGGUUGGGCCGCCACCCACCUGGUCACUGGUCAUCAAUGAUACAGAGCCCACCUUCUUCUACUGCACCGCCACAGACUCCUGCAUCGAUAAUGGCAUGGUCGGCGCUAUAAACCCGAACGAAACCAUGACCUGGCAAGCCCAAUUCAACAAAGCAAAAAUCUACCCCUACAUGCUAGUCCCAGGCCAAUCCCCUCCCGCCGAAGGGUCCGUCCCCGGCGCGCCCACCACCAGCACCUCGUCCACGUCAACAUCCACGUCCACCGGCUCCUCCACAUCAACUUCAUCCCCAUCCGCCUCCAAUAGCAAACCAACCCUAAGCACAGGCGCCAUAAUCGGGAUCGCCCUCGGCUCUGUCGCCUUCCUGGCCCUUCUCGGUGCACUGUUCUUCCUCCUGGGCAGAAACAGGGUGUAUAGCCAGUGGGAGGGAGAGGACGGCGAGGUGGGCGGCGCUUUUGGGAGUGGUGGUGGGGGUGCAGCUGGAGGGGGAGGGCAGAGGAAGAGUGUCUUGGAUGGAAGUGGGAGUGGGAGUGGGAGUGGGAGUACAGGGCCGCAGAGGCAGAUGCAGAUGCAGAUGCAGGGACAGGGACAGGGGAUUGGCACCGGGGCUAUUGGGACAUCCACGCCGGGAUCCGGUACUGGAACUACAACUGCAACCGGCACAAGCACCGGCACGACAACUACCCUAGUAAGCCAAGGCCAAAGUGUACGGGAAUACGGCUCAUCAGUCGGCCUAGGUGUCGGGUUUGGGGGACAGACACCUGGCCAAAACCAGAACCAGAACCAGAGCCAGGACCAGGGCAGAGGGCUAGGAUUAUGGAGAUGGGAUGGCACGGGGUACCAGUUCCAGGGCCCGCAGGGACAGGCACCCGGACAGAUAUACCAGGGCCCGGGCCUCGCGCAAGGACACAUGAUGUAUGAGGCGAUGGCGAGGGGGCCGUCGGAGCUGGAGGGGACGAGUCGGAUGUGACGUGAUGUGACUGUCUGUCUGUCUAUUGUCUAUCCUAUCUAUAUUUCUGAUUCUGAUUCUGCUAUUGCUUUCAGUUCCGCUUCCGCUUUCACUUUCACUUUCACUUGUAUUGUUGCUGCUGUGUUAUCCGAUUCAGGGGUGUGUAAUGGACGGGAAACUAGAUGGAGUGGACUGACUGAC